AUGGCCAAAACCAGCACUAUUUCCCGUACAAAUUCUGAGUCCCAGAUCUCCGACUAUAUCACACCCGGGCUGUUAGUAUUCGACGACCUUGACAGUGUCCAGGGUGGUUCAGAAGGCAGAAGAAAAGGCAAACAGCGAGAGGUGCUGAAAGUAGAUCCGUAUACACCUGAUGAAUGUGCCGCUCUCGAUUGGAUGCGCAGCACGCUCGAAAUGGACAUGAUCACGGUCAAGGGCUGGUUACCAUCUACCACAGACGAAGAGAGGCUUGCGAUAGAGAUGUAUCUUAGAGAGACAACAAAGCACAUACGUACCACAACGUUUUUGAGCGCUGCCUCCAGGUUCCAUACAUAA
Suillus fuscotomentosus is the source of this 351-nucleotide messenger RNA. RefSeq lists its product as uncharacterized. The coding region runs from base 1 to 351 and encodes 116 amino acids. The transcript has a single exon. Lineage: Eukaryota; Fungi; Basidiomycota; Agaricomycetes; Boletales; Suillaceae. The record is from RefSeq and is a predicted model, not a curated record.